UUUGGUAAUGAGAGAAGGUGUAAGAGGCGCGCCUCUCUCAAACAUAUAACAUGAUUCUACCUUUCUCUUGGGAAAUGCGAGGGUUUUGAGCUUGGAACAAUGAUGUUAUGUGGUGUUUGACCUCUCUGGGCUUGUACGUCAGGUGUAGCAAUCUAGAGGUGGUGUUUUAGAAUUUAUAAAUGAACACAUAAACAAGAAAAAUGAGUGGCCUAACAGAAGAGCAGAGACGUCGUAUGGAAGAAAAUCGGUUAAAGGCUCUUCAGAAACGGGCAGAGCUGCAAAAGUCUCGUGGUAGUGAUUUUUCUGGUAACACAGUAUCACAAACUGUACUGAACAAAAAUUCUCAUCAUUCAGGUGAUAAAUACCAGUCAUCAGCUUGCAGUAGUGGCAUCAGUACAUCUCUAAGCAAUCAUAAGACUCAGACCUCCCUUAGCACUGAAGAGGUUCAGAGAAUAGAAGAGAACAGAAGAAAAGCUUUGGAGAAACGAGCUGCCCAAAUGAAACUCCAGCCAGCAAGCACAAUAUCAAGCUUGCAUCCUUCAAAUCAGCAGAGUUCUUACGAUAAUCCAUUUAGUAAUAAAAAUAGUGCUGAAAGUCAAAAUUCUAAAACUGAAAAAUCAGUAGCAAAUUUUUAUAGAAGUCAAACCAGUAAGACACUUAAUUUCACUGCCUAUAAAUAUGAUAGUGCAAAGAACAAGCAUGUUUAUUCCAGUUCUGGAAAAUCUACAAUGUCUUCCCAAGGGCAGAGUCUAAGUCCCACAAAGAUCAAUUCAGUACUGAACCAGCCUGGAAUGGGUGGAAGUGUACCAUCUGGAGAAAGUUCCCUAAUAGGAGCAAAGUCUGCUUUUGGAAAAACAGUAAAUGGAACAUUCAGACUUCAUUCGUUGGAGAGGUUUGUCGUGGAUGUGGGAUUCCAUACACAGAUGAUUGAGAUUUUUAAAACUAUGACCACAAAACAUUAUGAUGCUACCACUCGAAAAUGGGAUUUUGCUGUAAGUGAGCACGAUAAGUUGGUUGCAGCUCUCAGCCCUCUCAGACCAGCUGUCUGCAUUAGCCCUCUUCCAUCAUUUGUUCGUAAGACCUUGGCAUCCAUUACACAGCAAGUUCCAGCUUCAUGUGUGGACUUAUUUGGGCUUGACCCGAAACUCUUGGACGCCCUCAUGCCUUUUCAACAUGAUGGUGUGUGUUUUGGCAUAAGUCUUGGUGGUCGUGUGAUGUUUGCUGAUGAAAUGGGUCUGGGGAAAACCAUACAGGCCCUGGGAGUUGCAGUUUAUUACCGCAGAGAGUGGCCAUUGUUGGUGGUAGCUCCAUCCUCAGUUAGGUAUUCCUGGGCUAAUUCAGUGGAACAGUGGGUGGGGUCAGUGAAUAGGUCAGACAUAGUUGUAGUUGACUCUGGACGAGACACCUUUGAAGAUGCUGAAGUGAUCAUCAUGAGUUACGAUCUCUUGACACGUAAAGCACAAGAAGUUCUCAGUCAUAACUUUCAAGUUGUAAUAAUGGAUGAAUCUCAUAUGCUUAAGAGUUUUAAGGCAGCAAGAUACAAGGCUGCUGCACCCAUCAUGAAGAAAGCCAAACGUGUUUUACUCUUGAGUGGCACUCCAGCCCUUUCAAGACCCUCGGAACUCUACACACAGAUCAAUGGAAUAAACCCAACACUUUUCCCAAAUUUCCAGGAGUACGGUGUUCGCUAUUGCAAUGGGAAACAGCUUCCCUGGGGAUGGGACUUCUCAGGUUCCAGCAAUAUGGAAGAACUGCAGAUUAUCUUACAGGCAAAACUAAUGAUCCGGAGACUCAAGUCACAGGUCCUGGACCAGCUACCAGCAAAACGAAGAGUGACAGUGACCUUGGAUCCAACUUCAGUUGAAACUGGCACUAAAGCCUUGGAAGCUGCAGCUAAACAGCUUGGUCUGAAAUCCCUUAGAGGAGCAGAGAAACAUGGUGCACUUAUUCGGUUCUUUGCUGAAACAUCUCAUGCUAAACUAAAAGCUGUGAGUGAGUACAUCAAAGAGCUGCUGGAGUUAGAUAAGAAGUUCUUAGUGUUUGCUCACCACCACGUUAUGAUGGACAUGCUGUGUACCACUUGUGACAAAGUCAAAUGCAAAUACAUCCGGAUAGAUGGCAAAACUAAUGGAGAAUUGAGACAGAACCUGGUCACAAAGUUCCAAACACAAGAUGACGUCAAGGUUGCAGUUCUUUCUAUUACAGCUGCUAAUACUGGAAUUACACUUACUGCAGCUCAGUUGGUUGUCUUUGCUGAGCUAUUUUGGAAUCCUGGGGUCCUUGUACAAGCUGAGGAUCGUGCUCACAGAAUUGGACAGAAAGACUGUGUGAUGGUGCAUUAUCUGGUGGCUAAAGGAACAGCUGAUGACUUUAUAUGGCCAUUAGUUCAGUCAAAGUUGGAAGUGUUGAGUAAGGCUGGACUUACCAAGGAUAAUUUCUCCACUGCAGACUCAGCAUUCCAGAAGAUAAAUGACCAACAGAGCAUCUUGAAUUACUUCCACGAGCUAGAUGAUGAUGCAUGCUUUGAGGACAUUGCUUUAGAGGAUUCUGCUGAUGAGCCCAUGAUAAAAAAACAGAAAACAUAGCAGGCAUUGUGAUUUACUCCAAAUUAUGAAUGAAACUUGUGAAGUGCUGUUGUAAGAAAUUACCAGUGAUAUAAAUUAGAAUUGAUUGAAAAUAAGUAAUUAUGCAGUUGUGUGCUGUAUAGCCCUUGUGACUUAGCGCUUCAUUUUGAUUAUAAUAAUAAUAAUACAGUUGUGUUAAACCACUGUGUUGCUUGAUCUUAUCACCUUGGCUACCUUUGUGUAAUUUAUACAUUUUAUUCCAUUGAUCCUUGUAUGAUAAAAUAUUGAUUAAUGUAAAAGAAUUAUAGUAAUUAAGUUAAGUGCUAAACUCAAAAGGGUCAUACAACCAUAAAAGAAUGACAUAAAAACUACUAUCACGUGGUUAUAAAUGACCAUAAUUUUUAAAGGGGUGGACCAGUAAGCCAGCGGAAGGCCUAGGUCAGAUGACCAAAAGCUCCAAAGAUGGGUCAUCAUCUGACUAAGACCCGUGUCAGGAAACGUUUGUCCUGUUUCCUGACGAACCUUACCUAACCUAAUGACGUAAUAUUGUAAAUGUUAUGCAUGAUGUACAAAAUUAAUAACCUAGCUUUUUUUAAGAGUCAUCGGUGGGAGACGACCAACUUGUUGAAAAAAAAAAAAAAAUCUAAGACUUGUAACUAUUUUACAUGGUUAGGCUUUAUUAUCUUCCAGCUGAAUGACCCAACAAUGUUGGUCCAAGUUAGAAAACAAAAAAGCUCUAUUAACCACAAUUGAGUGCCUAACCAUUUUUAUAUUAAUAUUCACUAUGGAAAUUAUUUUCACUUUCAUGAAGAACACAUCAUGAAGAACAGCAUAAAAAUGUUUAUGGGAUAGAUUAUUAUAAUCAAAACUAAGCUCUAGACCCACAAGUGUCGUACAAAUAAACUAGAAAUGAUAAAUGUUUUGUUAUUUAUACCAGUAACUAUACACACUAUCAUCAACAAUAAAAAUUUAAAACUAACCUGAAUGUCAUAAAAUGAACAUUGUUUAAAUUUAUCUGUCUUUGCAGCUUGGCGCUUCUUUUUGAUUAUAAUAAUAAUAAUUUGCAGCUUGCUUUGGCUCAAUGUGUGCACUAAAUUAAAUUUAUUAAUCCUACUUCGGUUUAGCACGUUCUUUGAUUAUGAUAUUAAUCCUACUUAAUGUUUAACAGGUACAUUCUGUAAUUGCCCUUUAUAUACCAUGUCAAGUACAUAAUGUUGCUUUGUUUUCAUUUUCCCCAGCAAUCAGCUGUGUGGCAUUUUACAUAAAGGUCAGUUUAGCACUUUGAUUAUAAAAAUAAUAAUAAUUUACGUAAAGGUAACGUAUACAUUACUUGCACAAUAAAUAACAUUUAUUUUUUAUAAUACAAGUAUAUUUUUUAUUUUAUUUAUAAACGAUUAGGUAUCCCCACCUAUUCAAAAUACCUUAUUGGUUUUCAUUGUUCCCAACCUCUUUUUCCCUAUCUACUACUAUGGUUUCCAUUAGAUUGCUCUAAAAUACCUCUCCACUUAGAAAUUAUAAUAAUACAUUUUUUGUUUACAUUAGAUAGUGUACCAUUCCGGUGCCUAAUUUUAAGGGAUUGGAGCCAUUCAAUGAAUAAAGCAAAUGAGCAGAAUUACGAGGAAAAGGUGUAUUUUUUAUAUGCCGAUUUUAAAUUUUCCACCAUAACUCGACUCAAACCUUAUUAAAAUUUACACAAUAUAACUUAACUUUCCUAACCCUAGAAUCUGCAUAAUCUUAGUAAGAGGAGGUAAUGAGAAAGGGUCAAUUUUCAGGCGAACUCAUUAUACACUACACAUUUCUCAAUUCUAGUGGAUGUUGACAGAAGUCAAUACAAUUUUUUUUAGGUGGAUUAUUUAUGAGAUGACAAAAUCUUAAAAAAUAAAUAAAUAAAUUAUAUAUAAAAUAUAUAUUUAUAUAUAUAUAUAUUUUUUUUCAACAAGUCUGCCGUCUCCCACUGAGGCAGGGUGACCCAAAAAAGAAAGAAAAUCCCCAAAAAGAAAAUACUUUCAUCAUUCAACACUUUCACCACACUCACACAUUAUCACUGUUUUUGCAGAGGUGCUCAGAACACAACAGUUUAAAAGCAUAUACGUAUAAAGAUACACAACGUAUCCCGAACCCCUCCUUUCAAGUGCAUGCAUUGUACUCCCCAUUUCCAGGACUCGAGUCCGGCUAUAUAAAAAUAACCGGUUUCCCUGAAUCCCUUCACUAAAUAUUACCCUGCUCAAACUCCAACAGAUCGUCAGGUCCCAAAUACCAUUCAUCUCCAUUCACUCCUAUCAAACAUGCUUACGCAAGCCUGCUGGAAGUCCAAGCCCCUCGCCCACAAAACCUCCCUUACCCCUUCCUUCCAACCUUUUCGAGGACAACCUCUACCCCGCCUUCCUUCCCCUACAGAUUCAAACGCUCUCCAUGUCAUUCUACUUUGAUCCAUUCUCUCUAAAUGAUCAAACCACCUCAACAACCCCUCUUCAGCCCUCUAAUACUUUUAUUAACUCCAC
This is a messenger RNA of Cherax quadricarinatus, 5065 nucleotides long. It is a transcript of the gene Marcal1, whose product is annotated as SWI/SNF-related matrix-associated actin-dependent regulator of chromatin subfamily A-like protein 1. The record is from RefSeq and is a predicted model, not a curated record. Gene Ontology annotation, biological process: DNA repair; replication fork processing. NCBI's taxonomy places the organism in Eukaryota, Metazoa, Arthropoda, Malacostraca, Decapoda, Parastacidae. Gene Ontology annotation, molecular function: ATP-dependent chromatin remodeler activity; ATP binding.